GGGGGUUUUGGUUGAAUUCAGAUGUACUUCUGAUCACAAACCCAUUAGAAACGAAUGAUAUAAUGGGAAAGAUAGGAGUUGGUGCAAUAGGCAAAAGUGGCUUCAGUAAUCUCUCUCUCUCUCUCUCUCUCUCUCUCUCUCUCUCUAUUUUAUUAUUUUGAGUCUUUGACACGGGUUUGCUUGACCUGCCCUCUAAGAAUUGAAGACAGUUCAAAAAUAUAUAUAUACACAAUUCGAAACUUGAGAGAUAUGAAAGUGAGUUUUUUGUCUCUUUGAAUAUUAUGGUGAGAAGGGAUGAAUGAUCUGAGUGUUCCUAUGUGCAUGCUUUGAGGUUGCGUACAAUAUGGGUUUUUGAUUAGUAAAAGCUUGGCGGCAGCUAAUCAGAAGGAAACAUAUAUAUGAACCGUACGCAGUACUUUUGAAGAUUCUGAGCUUCUAGUGGCAUUCAAGGAAAAGUGCUGUUUGCCAUAUAAUUCUGGGGAGCUGGUCAGAGCUCAGGCUAAAGAGUUCUCAGAUUUUUGUUAACUUCAUAUUUCAUGAGGGAUUCAAGUUGGUUCAUCAGAGCUUGUUUCAAUAUAUGCGAGUUCCAGAGAAUCUGCCAUUGAAGAGGGUUCCCCAAAGCUUGGCUGGAGCUUGAGAAGUCUGCUCAUCUCUCACCCUCUUGAUCCCCAUCUCUGGUAAGAGAUGGGCUUCACACAUUUCAGGAAUUUGGCCGUCUCCCUAAUUUUGGUGGUGCUAGUUUUAGCCUUAAAUUUCACAGAAAUUUCAGGAGGACUAACAAUCACUUCGAGUAGUUUCAAGCCAGGUAGAAAAUUGCUUCAAACAGAAAAUAUCUCAGAAUCCAGUGCACAGUCUGAUGAUACCGUAAGGGUGGAUCCUCUGGAUAAAUUCAAGAAAUACAGAGGAGGAUUUGACAUCACAAACAAGCAUUAUUGGAGUUCAACAGUAUUCACAGGAAUUUAUGGAUACGCCAUUGGAGUGGUAUGGCUUUUGUGUGGCAUUGCAUAUGGAGGAUUUCUGCUAAUAUCCAAAUGCUGUUGUAAAAGUAACAAGAAUAAAAAGCUGAAGAAAAGAACUCCUUGUGACAAGCAAUGUGCUCUCUGGCCUAUUCUCUUGGUUACAUGCUUCACAAUCCUGGCAAUAACAGCAUCAGGGAUAGUUCUUGGGGGAAGUGCAAGGUUCCAUUCAAGAGCAAAAACUGUGUUGAACAUCAUCAUGGAUACCGCAAAUGAGGCAUCAGAAACCAUAUACAGCACAACAGGAGCAAUGAAAGACAUAAGAGAUAACUUAGAAGCAUCUAAUAUAGGUGUUGAGGCCUCUACCUUCCUUACCUCCACAUCACAUGAUCUGGACUCUGAAGCUGCAGAUAUAGAGAGGCAAGCAAGAAAAAAUAGGCGAUUGAUAGACAGGGGCUUGAAGAUAGCGUACAUAAUAACAACUACAACCAUUUCCCUAAACUUGAUUGCUGUGAUUGCUCUAACAGUCUUUGGAUUUCUGCGGUUUCGGAAGGCACUUUACUGGCUUAUUGUGCUGUGCUGGUUACUGACAGCAAUGUGCUGGUUGUUUUUUGGGGUGUAUUUCUUCCUAGAAAAGUUUGCAGGUGACACAUGCAGAGCUUUUAGUAAUUUCCAACAAGAUCCCUACAACAAUACCUUGAGCUCAAUCCUUCCCUGUGAUGAAUUACGUUCAGCAGAGCCAGUCCUGACUGAAGUCAGUGCAGGGAUCUAUGACCUCGUUAAUCAGGUUAACGCAAACAUAUCAGUCCUGCAAUCAACAUUACAUUCAAAUCUUGUUCAAGUCUGCAAUCCAUUCUCAGGACCACCAGACUACCAAUACCAGUCAGGAAACUGUCCAGCUAAUACAGUACCAAUACGAGAUAUUCCACAGGUAUUGAAGAUAUUUACUUGCUCCAACACCAACAACGGAACCUGUAAAACUGGGGAAUUCAUCUCUGCUAGUGAUUUUAAAACAGCGGAGGCUUACACUAGUUCACUUCAGAAUCUUCUAGACGCAUAUCCUGAGAUGGAAAGCUUGGUAGACUGUCAGUUGGUGAAGGAUGCCUUUUCUGAGAUCCUUCUCAACCACUGCAAACCAUUAAAGAGAUAUGUCCGCAUGGUUUGGAUAGCAAUGAUUUUUCUGUCAGUGAUCAUGGUGGCUUUGAUACUAAUAUGGGUAAAAAAAGCCCAUCACGAGCAGAGACAUCACUUUUCUGAUGGUUCAGUGAAACCCCAUUCCACAUCAGCACAUAUGAUGGAUAGAGGAACAACCAAAGCAAUCAACAAUACCUCAAAUUCUAGUUCAGUCCUGUAAAUUGUAAUUAGCACUAAGUUUUUGAGGAAAACCGCUAGAAGAUUUAAGCUCGCACUGAAUUACCCAAACACUAAGAAAAAGAUCAGGAAAACCAAUCAGCAAAGGCAAGCAUACAAGCAGAGAAGAAGACUGCAAUAAAGAUUGAUAGACAGGCGAUAUCUUCGAGGCAGAAAUGAAAUUCACAUCUGAAACCAGAGUUUUUGCACUGUAAACUGAUGUAGAAUUUUUCCUUCAUUCAUUUUAUAGAAGGUCAACUCAAGGGGGACCAACCCCAUAUUGGAGAGUGAAGAUUUAUCAAGCAAUAACAUAUGUCACAUUGA
Messenger RNA from Malania oleifera, 2630 nucleotides. RefSeq lists its product as uncharacterized. Gene Ontology annotation, cellular component: membrane. The coding region runs from base 685 to 2310 and encodes 541 amino acids. The transcript is spliced from 11 exons. The record is from RefSeq and is a predicted model, not a curated record. NCBI's taxonomy places the organism in Eukaryota, Viridiplantae, Streptophyta, Magnoliopsida, Santalales, Ximeniaceae.